AGUCAUCACUGUCUUUAACGAGCUUCCCUUUUGCCCUUUGCCUUGUCUUCAGACUUCAGAGUAUUGAAGAGUUUUGGGUGCUCUGAGGAAUCGGAGAGAAGAGGAUUAGAGGAGGCUGAUUAGUGAGAUUUUAUGUCGGCUUGUUUUGAUUUGGUGUUGAUUGGGGCUCUGUUGCAGCAGCUCUGGAUUUUAUCUUCAGAUUUUUCUUCGUCUUCUUCUUCUUCUUGCUCUUGUUCUGGUUCAAAGGCUUGUUUUGCCAUCUGCUUUAUGCUCCUCUGCUGGUUCUGGCAGAGAUUCAGCUUGGUGCACCCGCCGGUUUCGAUGAGUUUGAAACCCGUAAGGGCUUGUUCUGGAAUACAAAGCAUUCAACCUUUUCAUAUAAAGCGAUUUUCUUUCCUCUUCUUAUUCCUGAGAGUGGAUCUUACCUAAUACCUCCCUCAUCUUGAAUCUCAAACACCAAUUUUUGUUUUUUUUUUCCUGGUAAAAUUUGGGGUUUUGGAGAGGGUUAUCUUUCAACUCGUUACUGAAAAUGACUGAGCUUCGUAAACCACGGCUCAUUCAAAAGAAUAGUUUCAAGAAGUCGAAGAGGGAGCAACAGUUUCCUGCAGAAGAGCCCAAGAUGGUGAGGAAGGUUCGGAUAAUCUGCUCUGAUCCUGACGCUACUGACGACUCAUCUUCCGAAGAUGAAGGGAUUGACCGAAAGUUUUACAAACGCGUUGUGAAAGAAGUCACUCUUCCGUUUCAUUUCACAAGGCCAGCUAAGCUGGUUGUUGAGCAUGAGACUUCUUGCAACAAUGGAAUCAAAACCCCAACGCCUAAACCCAAGUUCGGGGUUUGGUCUAAAACCCCGAAGAAACCAACCAAUUCACCCUUCAGAGGCGUGAGGCAAAGGAAAUGGGGCAAAUGGGCAGCUGAAAUUCGUGACCCUUUCAACAAAACUCGGGUCUGGUUGGGAACCUACAACACUGCUGAGGAUGCUUCAAAGGCCUACGAGGAGAAGAGGCUCUUUUUCGAAAAGAUGCUCUCUCUGGCCACAGCGUCUGAGGUCUGCUCUGAGAAAAGCAACACCACCACGGCCACCUCUUGUUCUGUCGCUCGGUCUGUCAACAACGCCCAACAGCCUGCUGUUUCGUCCGAGGAGGAAUCCGACUGCGUCUACUCCCAAAGGUCUCCUGCUUCAGUUCUGGAUGUCGAGACUUGUGCUUCCAACAACAUUCGUAGUAGUGGCGAUUCGGACAGUGGUGGUGAUAUGGAGAAUGAAGAUGUUGGGACUAAUGCUCUUGGGCAACUGCCCAUUCCCAACGACUUGGGAUUCAUGGACGAGCAGCAAUUUGGGCCGGAGCUCAACUUUGACGGGAUUGAACCACUCAGCUUUCAAGCGGAGAUUGACUCUCUGCUUCUGGAGGAAAUUGGGCAGUUUUUCAACGAAUUUGGUAGCAUUGAUGAUGUCCAUAUCGGUGGUUUUGAAGGAAAUGAGCCCAGCAAUCUUCCUGAUUGUGACUUUGACGACCUUGGCAAGGACGACUUUGCUGGGUGGAUGUCUGAAACCUCCAACGUACAUUGCCAAUAAGUUUUGCAGCUAGAUAUAUAGCUUAAAUGUCUCUUAUUAUCAUAUAAGUUAUCGGUUUUGAAGCCCGUAGGUGAAUCCCAUGAACUCGUUAACUUGGGUUCUUGAGAGAGUGGUGGUUAUGUGAGAGUUUAUUUAUUAAUUUGUUUGUUCAAGCGAGAUUAGUGGCAUGUGCAGCAGCAUUGUAGGGUUUUAGUAUAAAUCCCUUUGGGUUUUCUUGUGCUAUUAGAGCUUUCCAAGGGUUUAUGCUUAUCGAUCUAGAUUAAGAGUCUGCACAUAGUCCUCUGUAUCUCUUACUUUCCCGGUAAUGUAGCAAGUAUGAAAUGAGUUAUUGCAAGUUAUA
Messenger RNA from Argentina anserina (silverweed cinquefoil), 1910 nucleotides. Its product is annotated as ethylene-responsive transcription factor ERF118-like. Bases 530 to 1570 code for a protein of 346 amino acids. The transcript has 2 exons. The record is from RefSeq and is a predicted model, not a curated record. NCBI's taxonomy places the organism in Eukaryota, Viridiplantae, Streptophyta, Magnoliopsida, Rosales, Rosaceae. Gene Ontology annotation, biological process: regulation of DNA-templated transcription. Gene Ontology annotation, molecular function: DNA binding; DNA-binding transcription factor activity.